Messenger RNA from Sinocyclocheilus grahami, 5626 nucleotides. RefSeq names its product sodium leak channel non-selective protein. The transcript has 42 exons. The coding region runs from base 183 to 5018 and encodes 1611 amino acids. Gene Ontology annotation, biological process: transmembrane transport; positive regulation of synaptic transmission, cholinergic; positive regulation of synaptic transmission, GABAergic. The record is from RefSeq and is a predicted model, not a curated record. NCBI's taxonomy places the organism in Eukaryota, Metazoa, Chordata, Actinopteri, Cypriniformes, Cyprinidae. Gene Ontology annotation, molecular function: monoatomic cation channel activity. Gene Ontology annotation, cellular component: plasma membrane.
CUGUGCCUGAAGCUCGAGCUCAAUACAACGAGUCAUGGACUGUACUCCGCAUUAACGGCGAUACUUCAACAACCGACCUCGACUCCACCGAUCAGCCGUCUUUCGUAUUGAAUUCAGUUCCUCACUAUGCCGGGGAUGAAUGCACCAAUGAGGAGCCUGACCGGUAUGCCUGAUCGCAUGUUAUGUGCAGUGCUGGAGCAAUUUCAGCUUUACUUUUCCCGUUGAUCCACUCUCUCUAUAGCACAGCGAGCCCAAGCAUGCUGAAGAGGAAGCAGAGCUCGCGGGUUGAGGCCCAGCCUAUGACCGACUUUGGGCCAGAUGAAACACUGACAGACAGUGCAGACAUACUUUGGAUCAACAAACCAUGGGUUCAUUCUCUCCUGCGGGCCUGUGCCAUAAUCAGUGUCAUUUCGGUGUGUAUGAAUACACCUAAGACCUUUGAGCACCACCCACCCCUGCAGUAUGUCACGUUUGCCUUUGAUACGCUGCUGAUGUUCCUCUACACUGCAGAGAUGAUCGCCAAAAUGCAUAUCAGGGGCAUCAUCAAGGGAGAGAACUCCUAUGUUAAAGACCGCUGGUGCGUGUUUGAUGGCUUUAUGGUGGUCUUCCUCUGGGUCUCUCUUGUGCUUCAGGUGUUUGAAAUAGCAGAGAUUGUGGACCAAAUGUCACCCUGGGGAAUGUUACGCAUACCAAGGGCCCUCAUUAUGAUCCGAGCCUUCCGAAUCUACUUCCGAUUUGAACUGCCGCGUUCCCGCAUAACCAACAUUCUCAAGCGGUCGGGGGAGCAGAUUUGGAGUGUGUCCAUAUUUUUGCUCUUCUUCCUGCUCCUGUAUGGAAUCCUGGGGGUUCAGAUGUUUGGAACCUUCAAUCAUCACUGCGUCACCAAUGAAACACAGAAAGGUAAUGUGACAUGGAACAGCCUGGCGAUCCCUGAUACACACUGCUCUCCGAACGGGGAGGGUUAUCGGUGUCCGACGGGGUUUAAGUGUGUGGAUCUGGAAGACUUGGGACUCAGCAGACAGGAACUCGGAUACAGUGGCUUCAAUGAGCUUGGCACCAGUAUAUUCACUGUAUAUGAGGCCGCAUCUCAGGAGGGAUGGGUCUUCAUCAUGUAUCGAGCCAUCGACAGCUUCCCACGCUGGCGCUCGUAUUUCUACUUCAUCACGCUCAUCUUCUUCCUCGCCUGGCUGGUCAAGAAUGUGUUCAUCGCUGUGAUUAUAGAAACGUUUGCUGAGAUCAGAGUGCAGUUCCAGCAGAUGUGGGGAUCCCGGAGCAGCACCACGUCAACAGCUACUACACAGAUGUUUCACGAGGACGCGUCUGGUGGAUGGCAGCUCGUGGCGGUGGACGUGAAUAAACCACAUGGCCGGGCGCCUGCUUGCCUCCAGCAACUGAUACGAUCUUCAGUUUUCCACAUGUUCAUCCUCAGUAUGGUGGCCGUUGACGUGAUUGUAGCUGCUAGCAAUUACCACAGGGGCGAGGACCAUAAACUCACCAAUGACGAGUUCUACCUGGCUGAGGUCGCCUUCACUGUGCUGUUUGAUUUGGAAGCCCUGCUGAAAAUCUGGUGUUUGGGCUUCACUGGCUACAUCAGUUCCUCUCUACACAAGUUUGAGUCUCUGCUUGUAGUGGGCACCACCCUGCACAUCUACCCUGAUCUCUACCACUCGCAGUUCACCUACUUCCAGGUUUUGCGAGUGGUCCGUCUAAUAAAGAUUUCUCCAGCAUUGGAAGACUUUGUGUAUAAGAUUUUUGGUCCAGGGAAGAAACUCGGCAGUCUAGUGGUUUUCACUGCCAGUCUGCUCAUAGUGAUGUCUGCCAUCAGUCUGCAGAUGUUCUGCUUUGUGGAGGACUUGGAUCGUUUCACCACAUUUCCACGGGCAUUUAUGUCCAUGUUCCAGAUUCUUACACAGGAGGGAUGGGUGGAUGUCAUGGACCAAACUCUGGUGGCAGUGGGACAGAUGUGGGCUCCAGUGGUGGCCAUAUACUUCAUUCUCUACCACCUGUUUGCCACACUGAUCCUUCUGAGUCUUUUUGUGGCUGUGAUUUUGGACAAUCUUGAGUUGGAUGAAGACUUGAAGAAGUUAAAACAGCUGAAACAGAGCGAAGCCAAUGCUGAUACAAAAGAGAAACUUCCUCUGCGAUUACGGAUCUUUGAGAAGUUCCCCAAUCGACCACAGAUGGUGAAAAUCUCCAAGUUGCCAUCAAACUUCACUGUGCCUAGAAUCAGGGAGAGCUUCAUGAAGCAGUUCAUCGACCGACAGCAGCAGGACCUCAGCUGUCUGCUCCGUCGCCUUCCCUCAGCGUCGUCCUCAUCCUGCGACCAUUCCAAGGGGUCUGCCAUUGAGGAUAAUAAAUACAUAGAUCAGAAGCUCCGAAAGUCAGUAUUUAGCAUCCGGGCCCAUAACCUCAUGGAAAAGGAAACCACUGUCAAUAAAAUUCUGCGAUCCUGCACUGAGCAACGUAUGAUGAGUGGCUCUUUUGAGGGUCAGCCAACAAAAGAGAGAUCCAUACUCAGUGUCCAGCACCACAUCCGCCAAGAACGCCGGUCCCUCAGACAGGGCUCUACCAGCCAGAGAAUCAGUAGAGGGAAAUCCCUGGAAACACUCACUCAGGAUCACUCCAGCACGGUCCGCUACCGUAACGCCCAGCGGGAGGACAGUGAAAUCAAGAUGAUACAAGAGAAAAAGGAGCAGGCUGAGAUGAAACGAAAAGUCCAAGAGGAGGAACUCCGGGAAAACCAUCCAUACUUUGACAAACCACUCUUCAUUGUUGGUAGAGAGCAUCGCUUCCGAAACUUUUGCCGAAUGAUUGUGCGGGCCCGUUUCAAUGCGUUAAAAACGGAUCCCAAUACAGGCGCAGUGAACAGCACAAAAUACCAUCAAUUAUAUGAUUUACUGGGCUUGGUAACCUAUCUGGACUGGGUGAUGAUCGUGGUCACCAUCUGCUCUUGUAUUUCCAUGAUGUUUGAGUCCCCUUUUACUAGGGUCAUGCAUGUCCCUACCCUGCAGAUCGGAGAAUUCGUGUUUGUCAUCUUCAUGAGCAUUGAGCUGAACCUGAAGAUCAUGGCAGAUGGUCUGUUCUUCACUCCCACUGCAGUCAUCCGAGACUUCGGUGGCGUCAUGGACAUCUUCAUCUACUUAGUCAGUCUGAUCUUUCUAUGCUGGCUACCAAACAGUGUGCCUCCAGAGUCUGGUGCCCAGCUCCUCAUGAUGCUACGCUGCCUGCGCCCACUGCGUAUCUUUAAACUGGUGCCCCAAAUGAGGAAGGUGGUGCGAGAGGUCCUCAAGGGUUUCAAAGAGAUCUUCUUGGUCUCUAUUCUUCUUCUGACACUAAUGCUGGUGUUUGCAACCUUUGGGGUGCAACUCUUUGCUGGAAAACUUGCCAAAUGUAAUGAUCCCCAUAUCUCCAAUAAGGAGGACUGCCAUGGCAUCUUUAGAAUCAAUGUGAGCAUUUCAAAGAACCUGAAUUUAAAGCUCAGGCCGGGCGAGAAGAAACCAGGAUUCUGGGUGCCAAGAGUUUGGGCAAACCCUCGAAACUUUAAUUUUGAUAAUGUGGGCAACGCCAUGCUGGCUCUAUUUGAGGUGCUGUCACUGAAGGGCUGGGUGGAGGUGAGAGACGUCAUCAUACACAGAGUAGGACCGAUUCACGGCAUCUACAUCCACGUCUUUGUGUUCUUGGGCUGUAUGAUUGGGCUCACUCUUUUUGUUGGUGUUGUCAUAGCCAACUUUAAUGAAAAUAAGGGCACUGCUCUUUUGACCGUGGAUCAGAGGAGAUGGGAAGAUUUGAAAAGUCGACUGAAGAUUGCUCAGCCCCUCCACCUCCCCCCACGUCCGGAAAACGCUGGAUUCCGUGCAAAAAUGUAUGACAUUACCCAACAUCCUUUUUUCAAGCGAGGUAUUGCAGUGCUGGUGUUAGCACAGUCUGUCCUCCUGUCUGUUAAGUGGGAUGAACUUCACCCGGUUACUUUUCCUUUGGCCACAAUGUCUGUGGUUUUCACAUUCAUUUUUGUUCUGGAGGUGACUAUGAAACUGAUAGCUAUGUCACCAGCUGGAUACUGGCAGAGCAGGAGAAACAGAUAUGACCUACUCGUCACAUCCCUGGGAGUCAUAUGGAUCAUUUUGCACUUUGCUUUACAGAGCCUAGCUGAAAGCGAUCCCAACAAUAAUCACUUUAUUUCCCUCUUAGCCAUCAUUGUGGAGAAUUUCUCUUUGUUCUACUCCACCGAGGAGGACCAGUUGCUAAGCUACAACGACCUGCGUCACUUCCAGAUAAUUUGGAACAUGGUGGAUGACAAGCGGGAGGGAGUGAUACCGACCUCUCGGGUGAAGUUUCUGCUCCGUCUGCUGAGAGGUCGUCUGGAAGUUGACCUGGAAAAAGACAAGCUUCUCUUCAAACACAUGUGUUAUGAGAUGGAGCGUCUGCACAACGGAGGAGAUGUCACCUUCCAUGAUGUACUGAGCAUGCUGUCGUACCGCUCAGUUGAUAUCCGGAAGAGUCUUCAGCUGGAGGAGCUGUUGGCGCGAGAGCAGCUUGAAUACACUAUAGAGGAGGAGGUGGCCAAACAAACCAUCCGCAUGUGGUUAAAGAAGUGCCUCAAACGCAUACGAGCAAAGCAGCAGCAGUCAUGUAGCAUCAUUCUCAGUCUGAGAGAGAGCCAACAGCAGGACCUCCGGCGCCUGCUCAACCCUCCCAGCAUUGAGACCACCGUCCCCAGCGAGGACACCAACGCCCAUAACCAAGACAAUCCCACUCAGCCAGAGAGCAGCGGCCUGCAGACCUUACUGAGCCCCACCCUGUCGGACCGCAGCAGAUAUCGACAGGACUCCGCCGACCGACCCCAGAGGAAGCUGGGACAGUGGCGACUUCCUGCAGGGCACACAAGUGUGAAGUCCAUGGUGUGUAAGAUGAACCCUGUGAGUGAUGAGGCCUCCUCGGGGUCUGAAUUCAAGAAGUGGUGGACUCGCCAACUGACAGUGGAAAGUGAUGAAAGCGGCGAUGACCUCAUUGAUAUCUGAAGCAAAACGGCCUGCUAAGUUUUUCAGAUUUUCCUCUUAAGAAAGGAUCAUUCGGCUAAAUCUUUUGUAUUGGCUUCUUAUAUGACAUAAGCCAUGAUCCUCUGUUAGCUUUACGUAGGGGAGUCUAUGCUGCUUAAAGCAUCACCUGCACCCGUUCAAGCCUCCUUUUGCUUAUUCAAAGACAAUAAAUGUCGGUUUCAACCAUGUUAAUGCUCACCCUACUGUGGUGGAAGAUUUUCAGUGAGCAUUGUUUUGUCAAUGAGAAAUAUCUUUGAUGAAAGAGCAGCUGUAAAGUGUCCUCAGGAAGUUUAUGUAAUGUAAUAUAAGAGUCUAAUAAUCUGAAUUCUAGAUGUAAUGGUUAGGGAAUUCACAUGCUUUACGUGACGCACCUAACCAAAGCCAUAGCGUUCUCCUUGUUUGUCUUUUGUGCCACCAUAAUAUGUCUUCAUUACAUGGGUGUUUGUAAGAUCCACAAUUAUCUUGUGUUGUAAAACUGGGCUUACACUUUAUAAAAUGCAACCACUUUCUUACAUUAUGGCAAGACAGUGAAUGUAACUGUAUUAUGUGUCUACGCGACUGGGAUUUUUCCAGAUGUUUAAUUAUUAUAA